Messenger RNA from Oldenlandia corymbosa var. corymbosa, 1365 nucleotides. The record is from the annotation of a GenBank genome assembly. NCBI's taxonomy places the organism in Eukaryota, Viridiplantae, Streptophyta, Magnoliopsida, Gentianales, Rubiaceae.
AUUACGGCAAUAAAGAAGAAAGUGUUUAUAUAAGUGGUCUUUCUUUCCUUUCUUUUUAGUUUUUUCCUCUGAUAUCUUUCCAUCUUUGUUUAUUAAGCAAAACUAUUAUUAGAAACAGCAACACAACAAACAACAAACCAUCAGGCCGUGACAAGAAGAUUGAACCACCAUCAAUCAUCACUACUUUCUCAUCAAAUCGUGUCACAUGCGGUCUCUCAAUAAAACCUAAAAAAAACCCCAUUAGCCUAACAAAAGUCCCAGAUGAGUCUUUGUUUCUAAGACUGUAUUUUGUCAAGGUAAUUAUGGCAUUAGGCCAUGCUUGAGCUUUUCUUUUUUGCCUCUUUUUUUUUUUUCUUGAUAUCAUCAAAAGAAUUGGAAUUGGAAGGACCCUUUUUAUUUGUAGGAUUCUCUGUUUUUUGUUGCUUCCUGAGGAGGGAUUAGGCCGGAGUAAGAAAAAAAUAUGGGUUCGGCUGAUUCUUUUGAUGAACCGGAGUGUGACUAUCUGUUCAAGGCUGUUCUUAUUGGGGACUCUGCAGUUGGGAAAUCCAAUCUGUUAUCAAGAUUUGCUAAAGAUGAGUUUCAUCUGGAUUCCAAACCAACCAUUGGGGUUGAAUUUGCUUACAGGAAUAUCAAAGUUGGUGAUAAGAUGAUCAAGGCUCAAAUUUGGGACACUGCUGGACAAGAAAGAUUUAGAGCCAUUACGAGUUCAUAUUAUAGAGGGGCACUAGGAGCUUUGUUGGUGUACGACAUAACUAGGAAAGAAAGCUUCGAAAACCUGAAAAAAUGGCUCCGGGAGCUCAGACAAUUCGGCAGCUCCGACAUGGUGAUCGUUCUGGUCGGAAACAAAUCGGAUUUGGUGAAUUCGAGGGUGGUGAAUUUGGAAGAUGGGCAGAGCUUGGCACAGCUUGAAGGGUUACUGUUCUUGGAAACAUCUGCUAAAGAAAAUGUGAACGUUGAAGAAGCAUUUGUCCAAAUGAUCGCCAGAAUCCAUGAGAUUACGAGUCAGAAGAGCUUGGAAGCUAAGCUGAAUGGUAACAAUAAUAAUAAUAAUAAUGAUCCGUCAUCACCUGGGGCAGCUGUUAAUCCAGUACUGCUUCAAGGGAAGACAAAAGAAAUCAUUUUCCUUGAUGAGGUUUCUGCUACAAAACAAACUACUCUUUGUUGUUCUUAUUAAUUUGAUGAUAUGUUGAGUUCUACAGUAUAUGAUGAUAUAUUUUGAUUGAUUUCACCACCAGUACGUACAAAGUGAUGGACCAUAACAUUGUUUUGUCUCUUUCAUGCCUUCUUCUUUUUUGAGUGUAAGGGCAUUGUAGAGUUAUGAUCUCUGAUACUCCCCCCGUCCCAUAAUUAUUGUCCAGUUUGAGA